Panicum virgatum (switchgrass) is the source of this 2256-nucleotide messenger RNA. RefSeq names its product mitogen-activated protein kinase 13-like. Gene Ontology annotation, molecular function: MAP kinase activity; ATP binding. Lineage: Eukaryota; Viridiplantae; Streptophyta; Magnoliopsida; Poales; Poaceae. The transcript is spliced from 11 exons. Gene Ontology annotation, cellular component: cytoplasm; nucleus. The record is from RefSeq and is a predicted model, not a curated record. Bases 248 to 1759 code for a protein of 503 amino acids. Gene Ontology annotation, biological process: protein phosphorylation; intracellular signal transduction.
UCUUGGGUUAACAGUGCUUGAUUUCUUCUUCCAAUCCUUCUCGAUUUCUUUUGACUGCGGUGGGCUCCGCUCGAUUUUCCGUCGGUGGCCUUUUUGUUCCACACCUACUGCAGUACUGCUGGCGAAGAGGCGACGCGUUACCAAUUUCUACAAUGUUAAAAGCGAAAGUAUUUGCCCUUUUGCCUCUGCCGUCCAUGGCUGACGAGUGAGAAAUACCAAUUGGAGCUUUCCUUUCUUUCUCACCAGGAUGGCACGCCUGUCCUCUUGCCUCUUAUUUUCCUCUCAUAAUUCACCACGAGUGGAAUUUCUGAGGCUCUCCAAUCUGGCUAUAGCGGUGGUGCUACUCGUUAGGUGGCUUCUGGUAACACUGGACAUGGAGUUCUUCACCGAGUAUGGGGAGGCGAGCCAGUUUCAGAUCGAAGAGGUCAUUGGCAAAGGGAGCUAUGGGGUAGUUGCUGCUGCAAUUGAUACUCACACUGGGGAGCGGGUUGCGAUAAAAAAGAUAAAGGAUGUUUUUGAGAAUGUCUCAGAUGCCGCUCGCAUUUUGCGGGAAAUCAAGCUUCUUCGGCUGCUUCGCCACCCAAACAUAGUCCAGAUCAAACACAUUAUGUUGCCCCCUACCCGAAGGGAGUUCAGAGAUAUCUAUGUUGUUUUUGAGCUCAUGGAAUCUGACCUGCAUCAAGUGAUCAAAGCAAAUGACAACCUGACUCCAGAGCAUCACCGUUUUUUCUUGUACCAACUCCUUUGUGCUCUCAAGUACAUCCAUGCAGCCCAUGUAUUUCAUCGUGAUUUAAAGCCCAGGAACAUACUGGCCAAUUCAGACAGCAAAUUAAAGAUUUGUGACUUUGGACUUGCACGUGCAUCAUUUAAUGACUCCCAUUCAGCUAUAUUUUGGACAGAUUAUGUGGCUACAAGGUGGUACCGAGCUCCAGAAUUAUGUGGCUCCUUUUUCUCCAAUUACACCCCUGCAAUUGAUAUUUGGAGUAUAGGGUGCAUAUUUGCUGAAGUUCUCACUGGAACUCCAUUAUUUCCUGGGAGGAAUGUUGUGCACCAACUAGAUUUAAUAACAGACCUCCUUGGAACACCAUCAAUGGAAUCCUUAUCCCAGAUUUGCAGUGACAAGGCCAGGAAAUAUUUAAUUGGCAUGCCGAGGAAGCCCCCUAUUCCCUUUUCUCAUAAGUUCCAUAAUGCUGAUCCUUCGGCUCUCCGUUUGCUUGAGCAUUUACUUGCAUUUGACCCUAAAUAUCGACCUACUGCUGAAGAGGCUUUAGCUGAUCCAUAUUUUAGAGGCCUUGCUAAAUUGGAAUGUGAGCCUUCAGCACAACCAAUUUCAAAGCUUGACUUUGAAUUUGAGGGAAGAAAACUAACAAAGGAAGAUGUGAGAGAAAUGAUAUAUCGGGAGAUAUUGGAGUAUCAUCCACAGAUGCUUCAGGAGUACAUUGAAGGUGAAGAACAGAUUCACUUCCUAUACCCAAGUGGUGUUGAUCGCUUCCAGCGACAGUUUGCUCAUCUUGAAGAAAACUACAGAAGAGGAGUAGCGAGUACUCCACUGCGAAGGCAGCCUACAUCUUUGCCAAGGGAGAGAGUUUGUUCAUCAGAAGAUGGCCAUAAUCAGGACUCUGGCAAUGAAGAGGGAAUAACAGCAUCCUAUGUUGCUCGAACAACCAUAAGCCCCCCAAGGUCACAAGGAGAGCGGCGUAAGAAUCAGUCUUCCUAUCACAGCGGCGAUUCCAUCUCCUGUGCAAAGAGCUAUUUGUAGAGUGCUGCUAACAUCAGUUCUUCCAGACGUGCCAUCAAAGGGAACAAAGGCCCAAAGGAGAAUGGAAUCUCCGUGGACGAGAAAGAGGCAGUAUAUGGACCAUUAGACAAGGUACCCAGGGUGCUCUCCUAGGACAGACUCAGAAGCCAUGAUACCAAUGCCACUGCAAUGCAAGAUUUGUAACAGGUAUCAAACAACGCAGGAGGCCCCCAGAUCGGUAGCAAAAUAAUAGCGCGCCAUCUAUAUCGACGCUGCUAGUUUCAGUAAACUACCCAGAUCAUAUGACAUUGCCCAAGCACCCUGUUUGGAGAAAUCGAAUCAUGUGGUGUACUGUUAACUUUUGAUGAAUUGAUGUUCAACUGCUAGAUUCUGGCAACUCUGUUGUGCACACUCUUCUUCGUUUAUUAGAUGUACUGUUUCUGAAGAACAAUAACAGACCUCAGCUGUGGUGCUACAUCUGUCUCUGAAUAAAACACUGCAUGUGGAUUCUGUACUGA